Leptidea sinapis is the source of this 2580-nucleotide messenger RNA. It is a transcript of the gene Mmp1, whose product is annotated as matrix metalloproteinase-14. Gene Ontology annotation, molecular function: zinc ion binding; metalloendopeptidase activity. Gene Ontology annotation, cellular component: extracellular matrix. Bases 396 to 2105 code for a protein of 569 amino acids. The record is from RefSeq and is a predicted model, not a curated record. Gene Ontology annotation, biological process: extracellular matrix organization; proteolysis; collagen catabolic process. NCBI's taxonomy places the organism in Eukaryota, Metazoa, Arthropoda, Insecta, Lepidoptera, Pieridae. The transcript is spliced from 14 exons.
CGGUCCGAGCGCGCGCCGCACACACGAACCAAGUCGCACUCGACGGUAGGUCGUGUCUCGAGGGGACACUACGAUCGUCGUUCCCUUGCACGGCAACACUCAUUUUCUUUGAAAUUUCGUGCAAUUGCAAAGAAAUAAGUGACCGCAAUUAGUGACUUAAGUGCAUUGUGAACAUUCCCAAGCGUCGAACCCACGUGUUCACUUCAUAAGUGACAACUUUCUGACUGAUGAAGGAUUGCGUGAGCGCGGAGUUUGAUUUACAGAACCCGAAAUUUCGAGGCACUCUACAUUUCGAAAACUCUCUCAAAUAUAGUUAACGAUAAUUAUAUUACGUAGAAUGAAUAAGAGAGAUUAAGAAAAAACAAUAGAGAAAUAUUAAUAUAACUUAGGAACAAAUGAAUAUUAUAAGUAGCACAAGAGAAAGUAUAACUUCAAGAAGCAUGGCGGACAUUAGUUUGAGAAGCACUCUGAGGAUACUGUGGACACUGCUAGCAGCCCUGGUCUUCCUGAGCCGAAGUAGCGCCGCUCCAGCCUUCGGGGGCACCGACAAAGCAAUGUCUGAUUACGAUGGAAAAUUCCAGAUGUAUCUAGCUCAGUACGGCUACCUCAGCCCUUCAGUCCGGAACCCUUCCAGCGGACACAUCAUGGAUGAGAGCUCGUGGCGACGAGCUAUUUCGGAGUUUCAAAGCUUCGCUGGACUCAAUUCUACAGGUGAACUUGACGAGGAUACAGUAAAGUUGAUGUCACUGCCAAGGUGUGGUGUCAAGGAUAAAGUUGGGUUUGGAGAGAGCCGUGCGAAGAGAUACGCAUUACAAGGUUCAAGGUGGCGGGUGAAGAACCUCACAUACAAGAUCUCGAAGUAUCCAUCAAGGCUGAACCGCGAUGCAGUCGACGCCGAGCUUGCCAAAGCCUUCUCCGUCUGGUCGGACUACACCGACCUUACCUUUACCCAGAAACGGUCCGGACAGGUCCACAUUGAAGUCAGGUUUGAAAAGGGUGAACACGGUGACGGAGAUCCUUUCGACGGCCCCGGCGGUACCCUGGCGCAUGCUUAUUUCCCGGUUUAUGGAGGCGAUGCUCACUUCGAUGAUGCUGAAAUGUGGUCAGUUAAUUCUCAGCGGGGAACCAAUCUGUUUCAAGUGGCUGCUCAUGAGUUUGGUCAUUCGCUAGGACUGUCCCAUAGUGAUGUGAGGUCCGCUCUGAUGGCCCCGUUCUACCGAGGUUACAAUCCUGCUUUCCAACUUGACCAAGAUGACGUACAGGGAAUCCAGGCGUUGUAUGGCCACAAGACUCAGCUAGACAUCGGUGGUGCUGUGGCUCCAAGUCCCACAGUUCCUCGCGUCACCACACAGCAGCCAUCUUCCGAAGACCCGGGCCUGUGCUCCGAUCCCAAUAUCGACACUAUAUUCAACUCUGCCGACGGAGGAACAUUUAUUUUCAAAGGGGAGAACUACUGGCGAUUGACUGAGAACGGAGUAGCGGCUGGAUACCCACGACAAAUAUCACGCGCUUGGCCCGGCUUACCAGGCAACAUCGAUGCCGCCUUCACCUAUAAAAAUGGCAAAACCUACUUCUUCAAAGGUUCCAAAUACUGGAGGUACAAUGGACAGAAAAUGGACGGCGCAUACCCUAAGGAGAUAAGUGAAGGUUUCACUGGUAUCCCAGAUAAUAUUGACGCAGCGUUAGUCUGGUCAGGAAAUGGUAAAAUUUACUUCUACAAAGGCUCGAAGUUCUGGCGGUUUGACCCCGCGCAACGGCCACCGGUCAAAUCCACUUACCCGAAACCCUUGUCGAACUGGGAAGGGAUCCCUGAUAAUAUAGAUGCUGCCUUGCAAUAUACAAAUGGCUACACUUAUUUCUUCAAAGGUGGAUCCUAUUGGCGAUUUAAUGACAGAACCUUCAGUGUGGAUACCGAUAACCCAGCCUUCCCAAGAUCGACGGCAUACUGGUGGUUAGGAUGUAGUAGCGCACCUCGAGGGACAGUUGGAGGUAACGCGCGUAUCACAGCACACGAUGACAGAUCUGAUGAUGAUGUCGGAGAUAUCAUCUUCGACUCAGGUUUAAAAUCAUCCGCUCCCAGAUCUUUCUUCUGGUUCAGGAAAUAGCAUCUCAACGUUCCUGAACGCUGUACAUAGACAAUUAAUAGAACAAAGACUCAAUUAGUUAAUAGGGGAUAUAUGAAUACCAGUGAGAUUACAAGCGGUGAUUUCAUUCUGGCGUACACACCAUGCACUUUGUAUGACCCUGACAGCAUGAGGGGUAACAGUGGCGUGUCGACAUCGGUCCAUCUGUUGACUCUGAGCGCUGGUCUGAUAGCGAUAAAGUCCCUGUCUUAGUACCACCGGCAUCCGAAGCGUUGGUCGGAGUCACCGCAUCUCUCCCUGUGAUCGCGUGUCUGUCUGUUCCGCACCUUGUGUAAAGUGAACGGCGUGUUGUGAGGACGACUGAGAACUCUUUAUAUCUUGUGAACAAUAAUUUAAUACCCAGUCAUAGUUUUUAUACGUAAUAUAAAUAGAUGAUGUAAGCUCGCGUGUGAUAUUGAAGUAAGCAAUAAUUUUUGUAUUAAAUAUUUUUUUUAAA